This is a messenger RNA of Medioppia subpectinata, 844 nucleotides long. The record is from the annotation of a GenBank genome assembly. NCBI's taxonomy places the organism in Eukaryota, Metazoa, Arthropoda, Arachnida, Sarcoptiformes, Oppiidae.
GUUUUAGUGAAGGAAUGCGUUGUUAUGACUGAACGCCUAAACCAGUGAUCGAGUGAUCCAUUGCUCGACUCAGACAUCGAUUUGUGUCCUAAUCUUUGAAUCCAAUCCAUUGUCCAAACCAUUCACACCAUUGAUACGAGACAUGUCUUCCACUAAUAAACACAUCAACGAUGAGUCAAUUGGUGCCAAAAGUGAUGCUCACGUCAGACAAGAAUCUCGAGUCGAUUCUCGUCGCGAAGAAUACGAAGGAAAACAGGGAACAAGUGGUGAGUGGAAGAACUCCCACCACAAGAGUCAGAUCCCGAGGUAUACGCCAUCGACUCGCGAACGAAGACAUUCGGAGAACUCGUCGGCGGCGAUGACGGGGAAGAGAGGCGAGUGGAACGGAUCCGUCAAUUGUCACAGCGGUUGUCACAUCCAUGGCAUCCGUUCGCCAACUAAUAUGCUUUUCUAUGAGAUGUUGCAGACUAUGAGUCUGACUGACCGACAAGUUCCCGAUCAGAUCCGUGCCAUCCAUAAGAACCACGUCUGCAGUAAUGUCGGCAAAAGCCGUUCCGUUCCCACAUCUAAGAUGCCAUCUUCUAUGACCACUCCAUUGUCCACUCCAUCCACUCCUACGGACUCGCGAAGAAUGCCUUUCCAUCGAAAUACGUCGAGUCAGACGUCCUCUCCUUCUCGAGAAACCAAGACUUCGUUCUCUACGACUCGACACACAAACCAAAGACCAUUUGCCGAAUACAUGCCUUUAUGUGAACUUCAAAAAGGGCUUCAAAAGGGAGAUAUCAUUGAAGGAGUCUUACGUAUAAACCCUCGCAAUUAUACGGACGCCUACAUAAGCGCACCG